Lodderomyces parapsilosis is the source of this 2592-nucleotide messenger RNA. RefSeq names its product DEAD-box RNA helicase (gene PRP5). NCBI's taxonomy places the organism in Eukaryota, Fungi, Ascomycota, Pichiomycetes, Serinales, Debaryomycetaceae. The record is from RefSeq and is a predicted model, not a curated record. Gene Ontology annotation, biological process: mRNA splicing, via spliceosome. Gene Ontology annotation, cellular component: nucleus. The coding region runs from base 1 to 2592 and encodes 863 amino acids. The transcript has a single exon. Gene Ontology annotation, molecular function: ATP binding; nucleic acid binding; RNA helicase activity.
AUGCUGGAAAGUGCUAACAAAACCAAUCUGGGCAUCAAUACUAACCAAUCAAGUACUAAAGAUUCAAAAGAUGAAGUUUUGAGAAAACGACGUGAGCAAUUGGCAGCAUGGAGGGCGAAAAAGCAACAAGAUACUAAACAGGUAUCAAAAGCUCCGCUUCAUGAUUCCCCCGAGGCUAAUGACCCAUUAGAUGCAGAGAAGAAGCAAAGACAACAAAGACUUGAACAAUGGAAAAAGUCACGUUCUCAAAAGGAUGGCAGUUCCACACCACAAAUUAAUACAGGAAGUACCAAGAUUAAGAUCUUGAAGAAACCAUCAACAGCACAUCACAAACCACAAUCUCGGCUCAAAAGAAGGAUUGAUGAAUUCGACAACGAUGCUGAGGAGAAUCAACAAAAGAAGUUGAAAUUUGUGACACCAAAAUCUACUUUUGGUAUCGUAAAUAAUCCCAGCAACGUACGACAACUGGAAGUUGAAGAAGAAGAUGAAUUAGAUGCUUUCAUGAAAUUGAUUGAUACAAACGAUAAUCAAGUUGAGGUUAAUGGAGCUGUACCAGAAGAAUUCACCAACUCAACAGACGACGAAAGUAUUGAGGAGGAGGAUACAGAUUUACAGAGUUUGAUAGACUUAAAGUUGGCCAAGCUUAAUAACACCACCAAGGAGUUGAAAGAUAUUGACCAUUCACAAAUAUCUUAUUUAUCGUUCAAAAAGGACUUUUACAAAGUACCCUUUGAAUUACUGUCAAUGUCUGAGGAUGAAAUUAGCUUGUUGCGAAUGGAUCUUGAUGAUAUUCGAGUCAAGGGGAACAAUGUUACACCACCAUUUACUAAAUGGUCCCAAUUGUUAUUACCGGAGAACAUUAUAUCCGUAGUCAAUGACAAGCUUCGAUUUGACAAGCCCUCGCCCAUACAAGCGCAAGCUAUUCCAGUCAUCUUAUCAGGAAGAGAUUUUAUUGGAGUUGCCAAGACUGGAUCGGGCAAAACACUAUCGUAUGUCAUACCAAUGAUGCGACACAUUCAAGAGCAAGCACCACUGGCUAGUGGAGAUGGUCCUGUUGCUGUGAUACUCAGUCCUACCAGAGAAUUGGCGCUACAAAUUGAGCAAGAGGUUUUAAAGUUCGCCAAGGCACUUGACAAACGAGUGACGUGUUGCUAUGGCGGAUCAAAGAUCGAAAACCAAAUCAGUGAUUUGAGAAGAGGUGUUGAUGUAGUUGUAGCCACACCAGGAAGAAUGAUUGAUUUAUUAGCUGCUAAUGGGGGUAGGGUCACCACCAUGAGACGUACAACCUUUGUUGUGUUGGACGAAGCUGAUCGAAUGUUUGAUUUGGGGUUUGAGCCUCAAAUGAAGAAGAUUCUUUCACAAGUGCGACCGGAUAGACAAACUAUAUUAUUUUCUGCAACUUUUCCCAGGAAAUUGGAGAUUUUAGCCAGGCAAAUCUUAUCCGAUCCAGUGGAGGUCAUUGUCGGUGGUGUUGGUGUAGUUGCCAAAGAAAUCAAACAAAACAUUGUGCUUUUAGAUCUGUCAGGUGAUAAAUAUUUUGAGGAAAGACUCAAGAUGCUUCGUGAACACGUGGAAAAGCACAUUAGUGCAAACCAGGCUAGUAAAAUACUAGUAUUUGUCGAGAAACAAGCUGACGCAGACAAAUUAGUUCUCAAUUUGAUUAGCAAUGGUUUACCUUGUGUGGCUAUCCACGCAGGUAAAGAACAAAUUGAUCGAAAGUACGCCAUUAAGGAGUUUUCAGCUGCUGAUAGCGGUGUUAAUAUUUUAAUUGCAACAUCUAUUGCCGCUCGAGGGCUUGAUGUGAAGAAUUUGGGGUUAGUGGUAAAUUUUGAUCCUCCUAAUCAUCUUGAAGAUUACGUUCAUCGAGUAGGCCGUACAGGAAGAGCUGGUGCCAGUGGAGUUGCUAUAACGUUUGUCUCGCGGAACCAAGAGAGGGAAAUCAAUGUUUUGGUGAAGGCGUUGAGGUUGAGUUCUAAUGAAGUUAUUCCUGAGUUGCAAACAAUUGCUGAUUCAUUUAACCAAAAAGUCAGGUCCGGAGGUGCUAAACUAGGGUUUGGGUUUGGUGGGAAAGGAUUGGAUAAUCUUCAAGAAGUUCGGGAUAACAAACUACGGAUGGAGAAACAAAUGUAUGGUGAGGAAGCAGAAGACAAGGAAAAGCAGAAGGAGAAUGGUUUAUCGACAACUAAAACCAAAGAAGGUUCACCAGAAUCUACCAUGACCCUCCCUUCAUUUGAUAUUGUUGAAGGUAAUUCACCUGAAACUGCUGGACCUGACAAGUGUAAAUUUUUUUGUCGAAUUACAAUCAAUGACUUGCCACAAAAGGUUAGAUGGGAUGUCGUUCAACGAGAGCAACUAUCCAAGGUUAUCGAGGGUAGCAGAACAUCAAUUACCACAAGGGGCAAAUUUUAUCCACCAACGCAUAAGUUCGAUGCGGAUAAGGAUACCGAACCAAAACUUUAUCUUUUGGUUGAAGGAUUGACUAGGAAAUCAAUUGAGGAUGCAGUAUCACUCAUCAAAGAGAGAAUGUUGAAGAGUAUUGAGUCUAUGGCUGCUGAUGAUCGUGGUGCUGCGUCUGGCAGGUACACUGUAUAG